This is a messenger RNA of Hippocampus zosterae (dwarf seahorse), 9329 nucleotides long. RefSeq names its product glutamate receptor, ionotropic, delta 2 (Grid2) interacting protein, a (gene grid2ipa). Bases 771 to 6458 code for a protein of 1895 amino acids. NCBI's taxonomy places the organism in Eukaryota, Metazoa, Chordata, Actinopteri, Syngnathiformes, Syngnathidae. The record is from RefSeq and is a predicted model, not a curated record. Gene Ontology annotation, molecular function: protein binding. The transcript is spliced from 23 exons. Gene Ontology annotation, biological process: regulation of DNA-templated transcription.
UAGUUUGAUUCCCAAUUUGAGUAUUUAAUUCAGUAAUUAUUCAUUUGUACCACUAGAGGGAACCGGCGUACCAUGAGCGAUACCCCGACCACAACUGGAAGAAUCUCUGGCCUUGUGUUUGUCAUUGUUGAGUUCAACUUUUCUUCAAGUCAUUCGUCUCUAAUGUGUGGGGGGUCGCUUGCUUUUCGUGCUUGAACUGCUUUGAUUUUGCGCAUGUGUGUGUGCCACCUUGAGGAGGAUCGGCAGGUUUCAUCUCUUAACUGGCGCUCCAUCGCAGAGGUGAAGGCAGACGCUCAAAUCAUUUCCCCUGGCUGCGCCACGCCGCCGUUUCUGGGUCACUCUUCAGCCCUCCGAGAGGCCCGGCGUCCACGAGCGGAGCAUGAAGAGAGGGAGAGAGAGAGAGCAGGGAAAGGUAUUUAUAGAAAAAUGGGGCUUCGCUGUACCUUUUUCUUGCAAAGAACCAUUUCCGAACUGGCUGUCCCACUUUUAUGAUCGUCAUCCACUCAGCGAGGCUGGAGUGAGCCCUCCGUCUCCUUAGUUGUGUUCUCAUCGCACGUUAGGACCGCCAUCGUGACCUUUUUGGGGCUGUAUGCAAUUUCUCAAGCAGGCAGUGCAAGACAGCAUUUUUUGGGGGGGGAGGUCCAGGUUGAGAGUUGUUGUGAGGGUGUGUGUCGGCGGGCACUCCUCGACUGCAUCUGUCUCCCCCCCAGGCCGCGGGGGGCUGAAGGGUAAGGCUGGCCGGGACGUGCCCCGCCGCGAGCCGGGCAAGGAUGAGGCGUUUCCUGAGCAGAAAGGGCCGCUUCUCCCUGCGCCAAAGCAAGUCUGGCACCCGAAGUGCUUCCAAGGAUUUCCUUCUUGGUCUUCCCGCUACUAAUCAGAACUGGCCCGAGGCUUUUGGGUUCCGACUGGGUGGCACGGGGCCCAGCUACAUCAUGUCGGUGGUGGAGGGCAGCAGCGCCUUCCUGGCGGGCCUGCAACCCGGCGACCAGGUGGUGGACAUCGAGGGCCAGGAUGUGACUAACCUCAGCACCCCGGCACUGAUCGCGCUUGCUCAGACCCUCAAAACGGUGCCGCCCAGUAUUGGUGUGGUGUCACGAAUUGAACAGAUCGACAUCACUCCCAGCCCGGACGGCCGCUUCGGCUUCACCAUCGUGGGCGACAGCCCCCUGAUGGUGGAGGACUGCGUACCCAACGGCGCGGCCAGCCACAGCGGCCUCAAGGUCAGGGACUACGUCAUGGAGGUCAACGGCAUCCCGGUCAAGCAUCAUGAGACGGCGGCGGCCAUGAUCAAAGCGGCGCAGGGUCGUCCGCUGCGUCUGGGCGUGCUGAGUAUGGCGCGCCGGCCCAAGCGCCUGAGCAGCAGCAUGAGGGUGGUAUCGCAGAGCGGGGACAGCGUCAGGGAGAGUCGAGCACACAAGGCCAUGGAGUUCAACAAGAAGGUGGAGGAAGUGCUGGGCGAGGAUCCAGAUGUGAAGGAGCAGCUGUUUGACGUGUUGAAGCAGUACGCCGCCGAGCGCCACGUCGAGAGUCUGGCCGAGGCCCUGCCGGACAUCCUCAUCACGGAGGAGCAUCAGCAGCUCAUUGCGAGUGUCAGGAUCUUCAUUCCCAAGAAGCACCGGGAGCGUUUCGACGAGGUGGUUUCCCAGAGCUUGAUGAGCCGUCUCAAGGGGCGGAGCUUCAGCGACCCGACCCGGAGCCACCUGCGCCGCAGCCGCAGCGAAGAUCACCCCGAACACUUAGUGGUCUCCACGCGCGCCAGUUCUGUGCCACGCACACACGCGGAGGAAAACUGCGCUCCCCCGCCCCGCGGCAUGCGCAAGACCACGUCUCUGGUAGCUGGACACUCCAGCACCUCCACAACCAACUGCAGGACUGUGAGAGUGUGCAGAGGCAACAUGAGCUUUGGCUUCACUCUCAGGGGUCACGCGCCUGUGUGGAUCGACUCGGUCAUCCCCGGGGGCGCAGCAGACAAGGCGGGUCUAAAACCAGGAGACCGCAUCCUGUUUCUCAACGGACUUGAUAUGAGGACCUCUUCCCACGAGAAGGUGGUGUCCAUGCUGCAGGGAAGCGGUGCCAUGCCCACGCUGGUAGUGGAGGAUGGCCCGCCCUCGUUCGCCAUGUCGGAGCAGGAUCCGGCGGGGGGCGGCAAUCCCGUGGAGCGCGCUCGCUCCCCCGUGCUCAGCUCCCUGCAGUGGGUGGCCGAGAUCUUGCCACCCAGUAUCCGAGUCCACGGCCGCACCUUCGGCCAGCAGCUGGAGCACCUGCUGACCGUCCAGGAGAAGUACACCAUCUGCAAGGCUCUGGAGAACUUCUUCCAGCACAGGAAUGUUGACACACUGAUCGUGGACGUGUUCCCGGUGCUGGAUACACCAGCCAAGCAGGUCAUCUGGCAAUUUGUUUACCAGUUGCUGACGUAUGAAGAACAAGAACACUGCCAGAACAAAAUCUCGCGCUUUCUUGGAUUCAAGGCACCAGUUACACCACCACCACCACCUCCUCCUCCUCCUCCAGAGGCCGAGGUUGCCCCUGAGCCCCAUCGCCGCAGCAGCUCCAUGAGGGUGACGGGCACCACGUACAGGAGCAGUGUGAGGGGGCGGAGCUCUGAUGACCUGCUCAUUGGCACACACUUGAGCAUGGGCUUCCGUGCAGACUCGCUACUGGAGGCAGGAAUGAGGUUGGCUCCAGGAGAAAGACAGUCAGGGGAUGGAACCUCUCUCCCAGAGACUCCCAACAACCUCACAAAUCUAUCAGCCGUGUACGCCGAACUGGAGAACAUGUACGCGGCCAAGAGAUCCAAAUCCCUGAAGACACGCCCUCCUCCCACCCCCGAGACUUUUGUGGAUCUGGACCCUCCCACCCGCACAGGUAGUCGUAAAGCCCUCCCGUCUGCGAUAACCUGGCCAGAGCCUCUUCCGAGCCCCCCCACUUCCCAAUUCUACCCCUCAGGCCCGACGAGCCAGAACAGCGGGGAGUCCAACCCCUACGUUAGCCUGGACAGCCCGCCGCCCUCGCCGCCGGAGCUCAUCGACUUUCCCUCGAGUCCGCCGCCGCACCGAAGCAGCAAACGCCGCUAUACUUUCUCAAAGCCACCGCGGUCUGACGACACCGACCGCUUUCUGGACGCGUUGAGUGAGCAGCUGGGCCAGCGAGUGGCAAUCGUUGAUGAUUUUCUCACUCCCGAAAACGACUAUGAAGAGGAGGUUGUACAGAUAGCGUUCCCGGAUGAUGAUGAUGAGGAUGGGGAGGAGGAAGAUAACGAUGAAGACUUGGGAGUGGACGAAGAAGAAAACGGCGGAUUUGUGGGUCCCGAGCUGAGCAGUCCCAGCGACAUCCAAAGCAGCAGCGGGGACGAUAAUGUGUCCUCCCUCACUUAUUCCUCCUCUUCUGACCACAUCCCUCCGCCCCCCAUGACGCCUCCUCCACCUCCGCCCGUUCAGUUCAACGACACGCCGGCUCCUCCGGCUGCACCUGCGCCGUCUCAACCUGCACCACACCAACAACAGCAACAGCAGCAGCCGAGUUACACCCCUGAACACUCACCAAGAGCUUACGUGUCCAUCCGUCGGAAAUCCGGCCCGCCUCCCCCACCCCCGCCCCGCAAUAACCCGCCACCAAAACGACACUCCUUGCACAAAGUGCUGCCCUCAAAAGAGGAGCUGCAGGUCCAGGCUGCCAUACAAGAGCUAAAGGCCUAUCAAGAGCAGCAGUCGUGCGAGGAGCAACAAGCGUAUCGAGAGAGGCAAGCGUAUGAAGAGCUGAAGGCCUUUGAGAAACAACAGGCCUUUCAGGAGCGCCAUGCGUAUCAGGAGCAAAUCUUCAAGGAGAGACAAGCCUAUGAGGAGCAGAAGGCGUUGGAAGAACUGAAAGCAUUUGAGGAGCAAAUAUUGCAGGAGCAACAAGCCUUCCAGGAGCAAAAAGCUUUCGAGGACCAAGUCAUGAAACGCAUCUACCAGAGCCACCAAUCAAUGCCUGCCCAGCCCACCCAGCACAACAUCCACUCGCCAUUACCACUCCAGCAACUACACCAGUCUUUACCUCCGCUACCUGCACCAGAAUCCGCCAACCAUCACUCUCGACAUCCUCUUUAUAUGAUGCGGCAAGCGCCGCAGCACCAGGCCCACCCGGGGCACCUCCACCGACGCCUGUCCCGGUCAGCCCCGCCUCCUCAUCAUCCACCUCCUCUACCAACGGCCAACCCGAGUCAGCAAUAUCCCGAGGGUGUUUGCCAAAGCCACCAAAGCCUCAGGACCCAGCCCCACCACUCCUCAGCCGAGAUGCUCCACCAGUUGCAACAAGCGCAGAUCCACCCGCCGCCGGCGGAGAUGUUGCAGCAAAUGCAACAACCCAGCAGCCACUACUCGUCUGCGGAAAUCUUCCACCACCAGCCCAAGAUCCAUCACUCCCCGACGGAACUCCUCCAUCAAGCUCACCAGAGGAUGCAGAGGCAGCCUCACCACUCCUCCACGGAACUUCUCCAUCAAGCCCACCAAAUGCACCGGGGGCAGCCCCACCACGUGUCCAACGAGCCGCCCCACCAGAUACACCAAACCCAACCCCACCAUUCCUCCAUGGAGCUACUCCACCAGUCCCAUCUGAUGCACCAAGGCAAGCCCCAUCAUCACUCCUCCACGGAGCUCCUGCAUCAAGUCCAGAAAGAGCCUUCCCCCCAACCGCUUCAGAUGAACCGGGAGAGCCACUCGCAUCAGAGCCAACGGAGUCUUAAAAGCCACCAUCAGACCCAAGGAUCACCACAAGGCCAGACGGUCCACCAAACGCAUCAGCCCCAGCCCGUCAAGCCACACCCCCAGAGGCCCCAUUCAAUUCAGCAGACUCACCAGCACUCCAGCAGCCCUCACAUCCACCACAUCCACCACAUGACCCCGCAACCUCUGCCGCAGGACUACCAGCACCAGAUUCACGUAAUCCAUCCACCCCAGCAACCCCACAGGUCCCACCAAUCCCUAUCGACAUUCCAGCCACUCCAGCCCACACUCUCCACGUUUCAGCCCCUCCCCCAGCAUAGCCAAACCCAGUCGGCUCCCCAAACGACCCGUCCUCAUUCCCAACCGUCCCACCACCUGAUGCAGUCCCAACACCAGCUCCAAAGCCAGUCCCAGGUCAAACAGGCGCAGAGCCAAACUCAACCCCAGUCGCUCCCCCACUCUCUAUCUGACCCCACCGAGCACCUGGAGCCUCACCCACCACCGCCACCCCCUCUGCCUCCGCCGUGUUCCCCUCCACCCUUACCCAGGCCUACCCUCUCCAGAAUGGACUCCCAUCACAUGAGUGUCAAGAGGCUGCGCUGGGAGCAGGUGGAGAACUCUGAAGGCACCAUCUGGGGCCAGUUGGGUGCAAAUUCUGACCAUGAGAAACUACAUGACAUGGUGAAGUAUUUGGACCUGGAGAUGCACUUUGGAACACAGAAAGGUUCUCUGCUUGCACCACUGCCGCUACCACAACUGGAAACAUUUAAGAAAAAAGAUGUCAUUGAAAUUCUGUCCCACAAGAAGGCCUACAAUGCAUCCAUCCUGAUAGCCCACCUAAAGCUGUCCCCGGGAGAGCUGCGUCAGGUACUGAUGAGCAUGAGCUCCGACAGGCUGGAGCCGUCGCACAUUAAGCAGCUGCUGCUAUACGCCCCCGACGCGGAGGAGGUAAAAAAGUAUCAAGAGUACAAGGGAGACCCCAGCAAACUCAGCGAACAGGACCAGUUUGUACUGCAGAUGCUGUCAGUGCCUGAGUACAAGAGCCGUCUGGAGAGCCUCCUCUUCAAGUGCUCGCUGCAGGAGAAGACGGAAGAGCUGAGGGGAGCCUACGAAUGCAUUAGCAGGGCCUCCUCGGAGCUGAGGAGCAGCAAGAAGCUUGCAAAGAUUUUAGAGUUUGUGUUGGCCAUGGGGAACUACCUGAAUAACAGCCAGCCUAAAACCAACAAGACAACUGGCUUCAAGAUCAAUUUCCUGACCGAGCUGAGCACAACGAAGACGGUGGAUGGGAAGUCGACAUUCCUGCACAUUCUGGUCAAGUCGUUGUGUCAUCACUUUCCCGAUGUGCUAGAUUUUUCCAAAGAUCUCACCAUGGUUCCUCUUGCAGCCAAAGUCAACCAAAGGACUAUCACAUCCGACGUGAAUGACCUCCACGGAACCAUCCAGAACAUCCGCUCGGCCUGUCAGAAAAUGCCCGCGACCGCUGAGGACCGCUUCGCCACUGUCAUGAGCACCUUUCUGGAAAACAGCCAUCCGGCCGUGCAGUCUCUGGAGUCUCUCCAGCAGAGCUCUCUGGAGGAGUUUUCUCGCACGGCCUCCUACUUCGGGGAAGACGGCAAAAGCACAAACACGGAGGCCUUCUUUGGCAUUUUUGCUGAAUUCAUCAACAAGUUUGAGUGGGUUCUCAGUGAUCAGCAGGCAGCCGAGAACCCGAAGAGCCCGAGAAGUCCUCGAAUGGCCUCCCCGCUUGCCUGGUAGCUCCUACAGAGAAGAAACAUGCACAUAUGCGCACAUACACAAUAUUGGUAAAGGUAUGGCAGGCGACAACAUACGGCUUGCUCUGCUCCUUUAUUCAGCCCAACGAGCAUUUACUUCAUCAAGAGUUUUACGCACAUUUUUUCCCAAAAUUGGUUAAAGAGCCUGUGAAGUGAAUUAAAGAUUGUUUUUUCUAAAUACAUUGCACAAGUUGCUGAAAAUGUGCAAAGACUGCGGACUCUGUAGUACUCAGAUAUAGAGAUACUGUUGAGUUUUUCACCAUUUCAGUUUUCUUUGGCUAAAAUGGCACCCGGUGACGCACUUGGUGUUGGCAUGAAUCCCCCCCCCCCCACACCCAAGCCCCCGCUCAAACUAUAAGAAUUGAGCACUUUCAUUUGCUUCGGUGCUUAUCCGACACUAUUGCGAGUUAUUUAUUAUUACUAGGCCCAUUACUACCACUACAGCGUGCACUUACCUAGCUAGCUAGCUAUUGUCACACCCUGAAAAUGCAUCUUUCCCGCAUGCCACAAAGUACAGAACAGCUCGUGUCGUUUUUCAAAUUCCCAAGCGAGGAAGUAAGGCCGCGGAUGAGCCCGUCGCGCAUCCGUCAGCUCAGUGGGGCCUCGAAAACCUUUUAUCCGGCAAGCUAGUUGGUAUCUCGCGUCUCUCAUAUCCCGGCACUGGAAACUUUUAGCGGAUGCAUUUCCACGGCUCAUCCAUGUAGAGAUGUGUAAGCAUAAGAAAAAAAAUACUUUAGAAAGUCGAUUCCAUUUUUCAACCGACAAGAGUUUGAUUUGUGACUGUUUUCAAACUUAUUUUGUAUACUUGCCAAUUCUUUUAGUCAUUUUAAUUUGGAAGUGCGGUUAGCAGCAGUCACUUCUGUGGUGUUUCAAAUGUGAAAUACUUUUUUUUUUCACUCUAGAGGGACUUGUAUUCAAAUUUGGCACUUGAGAUACUAUUUCAUUUUUUACAUCAACAUCUCCUAAUCUGGCUCCCGGUUUGUUUAAAAUAUCCAAUGUGGCCCUCGGACACAAACGUUUGCGCACCCCUGUUGUAAGUACUCACUGGAUUUAGUUUUAGUACAGUGUACUUGGUUUUAUUCUUACCCCGCAGAGACAAUAACCCUCAUUUUUAAUCAAUACCCAUAAUUGAACAAUGUUAUGUAUAAUGGUCGUAAUUUGGAGUAAGAUUAUGAAGAUACGGCCCGGCGGUCCAGCAGUUAGCGCGUCGAUCCCACAAUGCAGAGAUACCAGGUUCAAUUCCGGCUCCGGCAUUCCUGUGUGGAGUUUGCAUGUUCUCCCUGGGCCUGCGUGGGUUUUCUCCGGGUAUUCCGGUUUCCUCCCACAUUCCAAUAAACAUGCAUGGCAGGCUGAUUGGACACUCGAAAUUGUCCCGAGGUGUGCGCGGAUGGUUGUACGUCUCUGUGUGCCCUGUGAUUGGCUGGCAACCGGUUCAGGUGUCCCCCGAUUACUGCCCUAAGACAGCUGGGUUAGGCUCCGGCAUGUCCCGUGACUCUUGUGAGGAUAAGCAGAUCAGAAAAUGGAUGGAUAGAGUAUGACGGUGUAUCCAAUUACGUUUUUGUUGAAUGUAUAAAAAUAUAAAUAUUUUAUAGUAUAUAUGAUAUUCCAUAUACGUACUGUUUGUGUAACCUGCUUUUGAGCCACAUCGGUUCUUAUGUAGCAAUUGUAUGAGGAAGGAACUUAAGAGAUGGAUGAUCUAUUUAUGCCAACAGUGUUCUAUGUAAACAGAUGCAUUUUUCACAUUUAAGUUUCUUUUUCAUCGGCCACUAAUUACCUAGGUGGCGCUGUAACAUCACCAUAAAAUCCUUCGUGUGUAGCAUAGAUUCCGGAGGACAAGUUGGACUGAGUAUUUUCUGUUUAUUUUCUUAAGUUGCCCAACACACAGAAUGUAAAAAAAGUUCUUCAUUAAGUGUAGCUUAUAUUUGCGAUUGUCUAGAGAUAUUGCUUUGAAAAAUGUUAUGACAGAUGGCACUGGGUGUAAUAUUUUCACGCAGCUGACAGCGGGCAGUGUGCAAUAUGCUCAUGUUUUGCCUUAUGGUCCACAUCUAGAAAAAGAAAUAACGAAGAUGCAUACGUCAGGACUUUCAUUUAUGAAGGAAAAUAUGCGGAUGUGUUGACUUUUUGUGUCGUAGCUGCACUAAUGUACAUAAACAGCUAAUUAUACUGCAAACCCGCUCCUCUAGUGUAAGACAACGUUGAGUAGAACACCUAGGUGAGCAACUGUUUAAUUCUGAAGCUUUUAUCUGAAAUGAAUACAGUAUAUUGACCUCAUUGUGCAUCACGCCAGCGUGGCAUAGCUGAAAAUGUAGCAUAGUCGGUCCAAAUCGGGUAAAAUGUGGCCCAGUUGCCUCGAUCGUACCUACUGGAUUACCUUGACCUGGAUGGCAGAGAAUUUACAUGCACAUACAGAAAGAAAUUUUUUCAUAAGCACAUUGGUAAUAUUUUACCGAUAUUGUGGGAGUAAAAAAAAAAAAUAUAUAUAUAUAUAUAUAAUGCCAUUUGACUACAAUUUUUGCAAAUUCUGCACUUUUUCUUCAUGAGAUUCCCAGUUUCAUCUGGCAAUGAGCUUUUUUUUGUAUCAUAAUUUCUUCACUGUAAUCUCAUGACGCUUUCCCUUUUUUUCUCAUCAAGAUCGAUGUCUUUCUCGUAAUAUUUCUUCCAAUAAGAUCUUGACGUUAUUCUCAGAAGAUGGCAACUCUUUCCUAGAUUUUAAAUCUUUAUUUAAAACGUAUUUCUCGUGACAUUUGGAUUUGAAUCUUCUCAAAUGACAAUAUUAUUCAGUUGUCAAAAUUCUGAAUUUAUUCCUGUGAAAUGACAAGUUUGUCCACUAAAAUUAAAACUUGAAUCCUGUAAA